GAUGCCGGCGCCCAAAGUCGAUCUCUCCGUUUGGGGCCUGAACGACUCGCAGCUGAGUGCGGUUACGUUUGCCCUGCAGAAUCCCUUCGCGUUGGUCCAGGGCCCGCCAGGAACGGGCAAAACGAUGACCACAGCUGUCCUGGCAACCUGCUUCGCAAGGCAGAACAUGGCUUCAGGUGCUUCUUCCUGUUCACCGGCAGAACCAUGUCUUUCGACUUUACGUGA
This is a messenger RNA of Symbiodinium sp. CCMP2456, 225 nucleotides long. The record is from the annotation of a GenBank genome assembly. Lineage: Eukaryota; Dinophyceae; Suessiales; Symbiodiniaceae.